CCUUCUCAAAGUAUCAACAGUGAAAGAGGAAAGUGGAAAUUGAGAACCAAACAUUAAAUACGCAACUAAAGUAAACGACAGCCAGAAAGCAGCCAUUACAAGCAACAGCAAGAAGAAUAGCGCAAGCCUGUAACAAGAAGAAGAAGAAGAAGAAGAAGAAGAGCCGGCCAGUGAUGGAUCCUCCAUAUCUUCAUCACUCCAGGUACGUCGCCGUUUCGUCUCCUAACCCUAAUUUUUAUGCACCUCCCUCUUCCCAUGUUUACAACUACCGUCCGCCACCACCACCUCCUCAACAACAACAACAACAACCACUCCCUCCGCCACCGCCGCCACCACAAUCGCUCCCUGAUCCGCCACUUCCACCACCACUUCAUCACCCUCCUCUUUCUGUCCCUGCACCGCCGCCAACAAAGAAUCCGUAUAAUUCCCAUCAUCACCCCCAACUGUCGUUCAAUCCCAAUUUUAACCCUAAUCCUAACCCUAGAUCUCUUAAUCUUGAUCUCAAUCGUCACAGCCACCAACAACGAAGUCACGAUCUUGUCCACCGGAUUCCCGUUGAUGAUGAUCGCCAUCAUGAUUAUCGUCGUCAACGAUUGGUGCCUGAAUUUGGUGCCAGACCUGAUGUUUGGGACACCCCUCGGAUUUUCCCCGAUCAUCGUCCGGUUGUCAAUAAUUUGGUACAUCAUCGUCAAUUUGAUAACCGGCCUGUUUUUGAGAAGAUUAAGCAUGAAGUACAUAUGAAUCAUAGGUUUAGAGAAAGGUAUAACAACGAUGUCUUCGAAUUUGAGCAUAAUAAUGGUAAUAGUAAUCAAAGAUUAGAGUUUGUAUCACGUCGAGGUCCUUUUCUAUCUGAUUCUGAUAGAUUGGAUUCGGGUAAUUAUGGUAACAUACAUGGUUCACAGUUUGGUAAUAAUGAGAUGACAAGGAGUAAUGUGAGAGAUGGGGUUUUUGAGAGGCAGACAUUGAGAGGGAGGGAAAUUCGUGAUUCGAUGAUUGAAAUGGGUCAAAGUAGUGAGAAUGGUGGCGGUGGAGUUAGAAGUUUUAGUGGAAAGCGUGAGUUUUAUGAGGUAGAUUCUGGAAGAUACGGUAAUAAUAGAGGAAGCUGUGAGGACGGUUUUGAGUAUAAUAGGACUCCUAGGAAGCAAGUACAAAAGAAGAGUGCACUUUUGAGAAUACAGAAACCUUGUUUUAGAACUAGAGAAAAUGAUGAAUUGCAUUAUUCUGGUUAUUUUGAUGGGAUGAAGUCUGGUUCAUUCAGAGGGAAAGAUAAGGUUGUGUAUUCGGAUCAUGUGGUGGGUGCAGAGGAAGAGAGAGAGGGAAGUCCUGUGGAGCUUGAUGUUUCUUUCAAAUCUAAUUCAUUGGUGGCCAAGGCAAUUGUGGCACCUUUGAGUUCUGCCAUUGUUUCUGAUCCAAAUAUAACACCUAAGAAUGGAAAAAAUAGGAUAGUUAAGGUGUCAGAUAAGGAUCAUUCAAGUCCACAAGUGAAUAUAGUUUGUGACAGUAGUAUAAAGCUGGAUAGUUCCAGAUAUAUGAAUAAUGCCUGUAGUUCUGAUAAAAAUAUGGACUCAAAACAAUCUGGGAAGAAGGUUGCACCUUCUGCCACCGGUGAAAUGCAUGAUCAUAAUUUACAGUCUUCUACCACUCAGGCUAAUGAUUCACCUGCAAAGGUUAGAGUUGAAAGGUCAAAAAGUAUUGUUUCAGAUAAAGGAGGGACUGGUGAUAGUACUAAUAAAACAUCUUCGCUCAAGGUUGCAAAGAAGAAAAGAGUUGUGAAGAAAUUAAUCAAGAAAGUAAUAAACCCUAGUGCAGAUGUUUCCGGUUUGCAACCAACAGGGAAGAUUGAUGAACCUGUGAAAGCAGAUGGCUCCACCGUUGAGGCAUCUGCAGCUCCUUUGCUGAAAAAGGGAAGAAAACCUUCUAAAGAGAAAAUCACUCCUGCUGGGGCAACUUCACUUCAUUCCGUUGAUUUACAGCCUUAUCCAAGUAAAGGAAUAUUGUUGCCUGUUAAUGACAAAGUGGGUGGAUCUUCACAGGCUUCCAUGGGACCAGAGGAUGUUAACACUAAUGUUGAAUCUGGUGGUCCCCAUAUCGCUAAGAUUAAGGGAAAAAUGAGUGGCUCAAUCUCUCCUUUCGCUUCUCCAAGUAAUAAAGUAACUAAAAUGACUGAGGGUUUGGUGAAUUCGGAUAAUUCUUUAGUUGACAAACAGAAAACUGGCAAGGAUCUUAGUAAACCACUAAACAAAUCUGCUGUUCCUGACAUUGGUAGCGGUGAAGUUGCUGGGGAGCAGUUCUGUCACAAAGGAAACACUUCAUUGCUUGGGAAUUCUUCCACAAAAGAAUCUUCAAAAAUUUUGAUUUCAGUAGGAGGUGAUAUUAAUUCUGAUCUGUUAAUCUCAGAGGAAAAUGAAAGUCAUGAGACAAAUGUUUUUGCCCAUGGAAUGAAUGCAACCACAGGUUUUAAUAAUGGUUUAGUUAGCUCUCCUAAAAAAAUGACUAAUUCUGAGAUUACCUUUCUGGAUGCAUCUGGUAAGCAGCCAUGCAAAAGUCUGGGUUGCAGUGCUUUGGAAGAAUUUUCGAUGGUUAUUCUUCCUGGGACUGGUAGUGAAAUGUCCGCUUUUUCAAGUUCAGAGGAAACCAAAAUCCACAAUGAAUCCAUAUCUGCAGACUGCUCCAACCAUGACAGACAUAGCAUUUCAGGUUCUGACAAUGUCUGUAUUAAUUCAGAAGAAAUCAAUAUUAGUACUGGUGAUGAUAUUGGUAAACAACAGUUAACUAAUGGGAUUGCCAUAUUGCUUGAGAAUGGUACCACAGAAAGAGUACUGAAUGCGAUAGUUUCAGAAGGCACUGAGGAGGAUAUGCCUAACGUUACAGAUAAGAGCAAAGUUAUGAACUCUCCGUUAGAUUUGCCAGAUGCAAUGAUAACCGAUGAGAGCAUGGAACCUGGGAGAGCAGUUAGCUCUACACAGUGUGCAAAUACAACCGUAAGUUCAUCUGUCAAAGAUUCUAUACCUUCAGAAGUAAAGCUUUCCGGUACUAUGGAUUUUGCCUUAGAACCUUCUCCUAAUGGAUUCAGUGAUUUGCAUGGGAGCAAUUCAAUGUGUGAUUGUUCUGAUGCUAUGGUUACAAUUAACAGUGGUUUUAUGGGAUCUUCACCUGAUAAUAGAAAAAGGCGAAAAGUCUCUCCUUGUCAGCCUGGUUUUCCUAGUCAGAUGAUAUCCGAGAUCAGCAAGGGACCUCUAACUGCAGAUAUCUUAACAUUUGGUGUAGGACUUCCCUCCAAUAUGAAUGAGGUUCUAACGCAACCAGAAGGGGAGGUUACAGUUUCUAACAUGGAUAAUCAUUUAUCUUCUAUCAGGAGAGAUGUCUGUAAGGCUAGGGAUGGUGAAAGUUUGAAAGUUGACCACACAAAAGCUGAUUCUUGUGAUGAGUCUUGUAUUCCUAUUCCAGCAUCCUCUUGCUCGCCAGUAUGUGGAAGUGAGCAGACAGUAAGUGCAACUCCGAUUAUGGAUGACCAUAACCAUAGCAAUGAAGCUGUGUGUAGGGAAAACAGUGAGGCAGAGAAAAUGGACAGUGUUGCUGCAGAAAAGCAAGAUACAGUGUGCACUGAGACCACUCAAUUGGAAACUACUUCAGACCGUCAGUCCUCAGACAGAAAUCAAAGAUUGCCUAGUAUGACUAUGGAAUCUGAUGAAUAUCAUCUUGAAAGUGAUGAUUUGCCUUCUGUUUCAACUUAUCUUGCUUUGGCUAUUGAAGGUGAUGGGGUUUCUACUACUAACUCCAAUGAUGAAAUCAUGGAGUUUGAUACUACACUAUCUGAUAUGGGUUCUCCCGAAAUUUUGUCUGAUCUCUCUGUUAUACGGUCAUUUCAUCCUGAACCAUUGACUAGCCAAAAUUCUAAUGAAAAGGUUUGUGGGGAUGAAAAAAUGCCAAGUGGGAAACCUGUGACUGAAGGCAUCCCUAAUUUAUUUUCUGAUGCUUCAUCAUUACAGUGUGUCAAGAAUGAUUUAAUUUUGGGUUCUACACUGGAAGAUGCUCACUUAGUUGCUGGGAGAACUAGGCCAUCACCAUCAUCAGAUGUCAAAUUUGUUGCUAAUAGUCUAAAUUUCCGAAGUGGAGAAACUGAUGGGAAGAAGAACAAACUGAGGCACUCUGCUUCUAGAAUUCCUUCCAGUCGUUCUUCUUUCAUUUUUAAUUCUACAAAGAAUGCGGCCUCAUCAACCCAAAUCAAAAAGCUCCGAACGUGGCAUCGCACAGAAAAUUCAUCUACUCCUCCCAUGCCUGGAAACAAGUCUUUUUUACAUGCAAUCCCUCCUCAAGGUCAUAUACCAAAUAAGGCUGCUAAUGUGCAGAGUAUGUCUUACAUUCGUAAAGGUAAUAGUCUUGUUAGAAAACCUGCUCCGGUAACCACUCAGCCCCAAGUUUCUCAUGGUUUGACUUCAUCAGUUUAUCAGUUGAAUUCCUUAGGAGUAGGUGAAUCAAAGAAGACUACAGUAUCUGACAGUAGGGCUGAUGUAUUUGACAUAUCAAAUUUGUUUAGGACGGGAGGUGCAAAUGCUCCAUUUGAUAGGCCUAGAACACCUCCCUUGCCCUCUGUCACAAAGGUGCCAAAUCACACUACCAAUUUGUCAGGGGAUUGUACAUCCUUCCAGUUGUCUGAGCCUCUUCCUAAUGGUUGCUCUGAGGCUACUCCGGAUCCUCAGAAAUUUGUGGAAAGUAAUAAUGCACUGAAAACUUGUAAUGAUGCUUUGAAGGUUUCUGAAACUCGUGUAAAUCAAACUGGUUCGGUUAACAGUUUGGAAAGCCAGGUUGAAUUGAAUGAUGGGGCUUUGGCUGCUUCAAAUAUGAAGAGAAUAACAUAUGUGAAGAGAAAAUCAAAUCAAUUGGUUGCAGCUUCAAAUCAUCAUAGCUCAUCUAUUCAAAAUGCUGAUAAGAUCCAAGGUGUCACCUCAGAUAGCUACUACAAGAGACGCAAAAAUCAGCUAAUAAGGACUCCAGUGGAAAGUCACAUAAAUCAGACAGUCACCUUACCUGAUGGUGCUUCAGUUUCUGAGGGAAAAGCUGCUUCAAAGGACGUAUUCAGGAGAAGUCUUAGUAAAAAACGAUCUUAUAGAGUUUUAAUGAAGAUCCAAGAACCUUCAAGGUCUUCUUUGGUUUGGACACUAAAAAGUAUGCAGUCAUCAAAAGAUGAUGAUCAUUUCUCGUGUCCUCGGAAAAUCCUGCCUUCCCUCUUUCCCUGGAAAAGAACAGCAUAUUGGAGACGUUUUGUGCAAAAUUCAGUUUCAGUUCCAAAUAACAGUUCCUUGUCUGCAAUCAGUCGGAAAUUGUUGCUGCUGAGAAAAAGAGAUACAGUUUACACAAGGUCAAACCAUGGAUUUUCCCUUCGUAAAUCUAAGGUAUUAAGUGUUGGUGGAUCUAGUCUGAAAUGGUCAAAAUCCAUUGAAAAUCGUUCAAAGAAAGCUAAUGAGGAAGCUACAUUGGCUGUCGCUGCAGUUGGGAAGAAGAAAAGAGAGCAAAGUGUUGCUAAAUCCUUUGCUUCUGAGACAAAGAGCAGAAGUCAUUCUUCCCGAGAACGAAUAUUCCGCAUAGGCUCUGUUCGAUACAAAAUGGAUUCUUCAAGACGGACCCUUCAGAGGAUAUCAGAUGAUGAAUCAACAGGUUCAGCUUCUCUCGAUUUGGAAAAAAAUGUCAAGAAGUCUUAUAUUCCAAGGAGAUUAGUUAUUGGCAAUGAUGAAUAUGUUCGAAUUGGCAAUGGUAACCAGCUUAUAAGAGAUCCAAAGAAGCGAACUCGUGUUCUGGCUAGCGAGAAAGUACGCUGGAGUUUGCACACAGCCAGAUUGCGAUUAGCUAAAAAGCGGAAGUACUGUCAGUUUUUUACAAGAUUUGGGAAAUGCAGUAAGGAUGAUGGAAAAUGUCCAUAUGUUCAUGAUCCCUCCAAAAUCGCAGUGUGCACAAAGUUUCUGAAUGGUUUAUGUUCCAAUUCCAACUGCAAAUUGACUCAUAAGGUUACAGAUGUGAUUGAUAAGAUCAAGUGGUCUGCUCCAAGGGAUAGUGGGCUUUUUCUCAUAGUUUGCUGGCAUUUAACUUCAGUUUUACAUUUCAUGCAGGUCAUUCCGGAAAGAAUGCCAGAUUGUUCUUAUUUCUUGCAAGGUUUGUGCUCCAACAAGGAUUGUCCUUACAGGCAUGUACAUGUGAAUCCAAAAGCCUCUACUUGUGAAGGAUUUCUAAAGGGCUAUUGCGCAGAUGGGAAUGAGUGUCGGAAGAAGCACAGCUAUGUCUGCCCCACUUUUGAAGCAACAGGCUCCUGCCCUCUAGGACUCAAGUGCAAGCUUCACCACCCAAAAAGCCGAAGCAAGGGAAAGAAAAUCAGACAAUCAAGGAAGCAGAAGAACAAUCGAGGGCGUUAUUUUGGUUCUGUGAGCAUCGAGGACUCUGAGCCUCAAAAAAUGACGUCUGAAAGGAAUUCAAUGCUCGAAAAUGGGGAUAUUUGUUUUGAUGGAAAAUUUGCAGAUUAUAUUAGCCUUGAUGUUAGUGACGAAGAAGCUGGGGAAACUAAUGAUAUGACGCGUGAACAAACAGCCUUUGAUGAUGUAAACGUCUCAGAUUCACAAAUAGACGAUCUUGAUGAGCUAGUGAGACCAAUUCGCAUAAUGAACUUAAGCUGACAACAUAGUCAUCUCUGUACAGUGGACUCCUGACUAGGAGCGUGGCAACUGGCCAUGGACAAUUGAGAAUGGGUAUUUUCUGUUGUAAAUUAGAUAUAGGAAAAGUAGGCCUGUUCUUGUUUGGGUCUUUGCUCUACGUUUAGAGAUAGGAUAAACCACCACGCGCCACCCUCAUUAUGUUGUUUCUAUUUUUGUAGGAUUUAUUUUUUAUUCUCUACAGUGUACACCAAUACAAAUGUACAGGAAUUUAGAAAUGAAAUGAAAAUCCGAAGGCAUUGGGAUUAUUA
This is a messenger RNA of Mangifera indica (mango), 6949 nucleotides long. RefSeq lists its product as uncharacterized. The transcript is spliced from 9 exons. Bases 174 to 6662 code for a protein of 2162 amino acids. Gene Ontology annotation, molecular function: metal ion binding. Gene Ontology annotation, cellular component: nucleus. The record is from RefSeq and is a predicted model, not a curated record. Lineage: Eukaryota; Viridiplantae; Streptophyta; Magnoliopsida; Sapindales; Anacardiaceae.